Molecule: messenger RNA, 1233 nt
Organism: Limulus polyphemus (Atlantic horseshoe crab)
Lineage: Eukaryota; Metazoa; Arthropoda; Merostomata; Xiphosura; Limulidae
Exons: 4
Coding region: 412-1233 (273 amino acids)
Biological process (GO): regulation of apoptotic process
Molecular function (GO): protein binding
Source: RefSeq, a predicted model, not a curated record
ACGGGUCACGGUGGUCUAGCUAAAUUCUAACACUUUAAUCUGGUGAUGACAAAACCUUGUCCAUUUGCUGUUAUGUUAAACUUAUAUUAAAGUUUUUCUUCAUUACCCAUUCAAGCCGUCUCCAAGCAUUAUUAGAUGAAGAAAAAACAUUAAGGUUUAUACAGACUGUGAGCAUUAAAAACUUCCAACCGGAAAUAAACGUCAUGAAGAGUUCUUUAAAUGUACGAUGCACGACCAAUUUUUGUGAAAGUUGACAUUUUGUAUGUCGAUUCUAAGAAAUGUAAGAAGUGGUUGCAUUUGAAAGGAAAAUAUCACAUUCGAAUUUUGAUUAUUCAAUCAUACAGAAUAGCUUGAUUUUCUGUUGUGGCAGAAGCACUUGUGCAAUCUGAAAGGUUCAUUUUACUUUAAAAGAUGGAAUUUUCAAGUACCGAUGAUAUACAGAAAGAUGCUGCUCUAAUUAGCAGCAGUAGUGCAUCACACUCGCCUAUUUCUCACAGUGUUGUUAGUGACCAGUAUUAUUCUGUCAUGAAGAAGCUGUAUCCAUCAGAUGUUAAAAAAAUGGUAUUUCUCUUGUCUGACAUCUUGCAACAUGAAUUAGUUAAACUGAUUUUGGAGAAUGAAGUUAUUUUAACACCAAUUGAAUUUCAGGACAUUCUUCUCAAGAUUCCAGUAGAAAGGAUAAGAAACAAGGAAACCUUAAUCCGAGAACUUUUAUUUCUUAUUAAAAGAUAUCGUUUGCUUCGAGAAAUUGGCAGUUGUAAGCAUAAAGCCAAGGUGGAAUUCCAUAAAGAGGCUAUAUCAAAGAUUAGUAAGUUCUGGAAAUUCUUGUUUUCUUUGUGUGAAGACCUGGCUGAAGAAGAAGUGAAUUCAUUACAGAAACUGUUGUGCGAAGACCUUAGAGCUGAUUCACCAGAACAAGUUUUUUUUUAUUUGCUGUGUAACAACAUUAUAAAUAACAAUAACCUGAGCCCCCUUGAAAUAGCGUUUGAAAUAUUACAUAAGCCCGAUUUGAAAGGGAGAGUUACAGCAUAUGCUAAUCUUACUUUUAGCUUGGCAUCCUCUUGCCUAUCGUGUACAGAACUGGACCUUGGAGUGAGUGACAUUGCCAUAGCACAGGGUGCUUUGCCAAGAGGCACCAACAUCAUCGUUGCAUUUAGCAGUUAUUGUCAAUUUUACAGAGGCAGGGGUGCCAAAUACAAAGUUUUCACGGACCACAUUUUUGCCUUGUGCUGA